Messenger RNA from Plutella xylostella (diamondback moth), 1497 nucleotides. RefSeq names its product cuticular protein glycine-rich 12 (gene CPG12). The record is from RefSeq and is a predicted model, not a curated record. Lineage: Eukaryota; Metazoa; Arthropoda; Insecta; Lepidoptera; Plutellidae.
AGCCGCCGCAACACGCAUCACUCGCAUUCAGGACUUCACUGACUUCAGUGCAACCUACAAACGAAGCAUCAUGAGGCUUAUGUUCGUGGCCGCCAGUCUGGUGGCUCUUCUGGCCACCGCUCAUGCGGAAGAAGCCAAGAAAGCAGAAAAAGAAGUGGCAGUGACUGACAACAAGGACAGCAAAGGAGCUGAGGAGAAGAAACACGAGAAGCGUGGACUCUUCGAUAUUGGACUGGGUUACGGUCACGGAGGAUUCGAGGGAGGAUUCGGCGGCAGCUACGGAGGCAGCUACGGAGGCGGCUACGGAGGCGGCUGGGACCACGGCCACGACACGCACAAGACCAUCACUGUGGUCAAGAAUGUCGCGGUGCCCUACCCCGUCGAGAAACACAUCCCCGUCCCGGUAGAGAAGCACGUCCCCUACCCCGUCAAGGUGCACGUCCCCGCCCCCUACCCCGUCGUCAAGCACGUCCCUUACCCCGUCAAGGAGGUCAUCAAAGUACCAUACCAUGUUCCCCACCCCUACCCCGUCGAGAAGAAGGUACCUUACCCCGUCCAUGUCCCUGUAGACAGGCCCUACCCCGUCAAGGUAUACGUUCCCCAGCCCUACCCCGUUGAGAAGCACAUCCCAGUGCCCGUAAAGGUCCCCGUCCCUGCCCCCUACCCAGUUGAAAAGAAAGUCCCGUACCCAGUCAAGGUACCCGUCCAUGUGCCCGCCCCCUACCCCGUUGAGAAGAUUGUCCACUACCCAGUGAAGGUCCCCGUCGACAGGCCUUACCCCGUCCAUGUCCCCAAGCCUGUGCCUUACCCAGUUGAGAAGCCAGUGCCCUACCCGGUUGAGAAGCCAGUCCCUUACCCAGUCAAGGUUCCCGUUGACAGGCCCGUCCCCGUGCAUGUCGAGAAGCCCGUUCCCUACCCCGUCAAGGUCCCCUACCCAGCCCCCUACCCCGUCGAGAAGCUGGUCCCGUACCCAGUGGAGAAGCACGUGCCCUACCCCGUGAAGGUGCCCGUCGACAGGCCCUACCCAGUCCACAUUGAGAAGCACGUCCCGGUGCACAUCGAGAAGCCCGUGCCGUACCCAGUGAAGGUUCCUUACCCAGUCCACGUCAGCCAUGGUCACGGCCACGAAUAUGGUCAUCAUGAUAGCUACUAAACAGGCUGCAGGAAGCAGACUAAUGAAUGUGAUAUAAUUAUAAGAGUAGCACUAGCAGCGAGCGGGAGGCGUGCGGCGGCGGACAGUGGCGCGGCCAGGUCGCGCCCGCACGCCUCGCGAACGAACCCGCACUACGGAAUAAUACUCCUUUUUUAUAGUCUAUUUUUAUUUUUGUUGUGAUUUUAAUUUUAGCAAAUUGGUGACUGCGAUGUUUGAGUUGAUGUACCUGUUAUUUUAUCUUUUAAAAUUCAAAUUUCUCACUAUAAUGUUCUCUCUAUGAAAACUUAUUUUAUUGCGAACGGAAAUGCGAAAUAAAUAGAGGCUAUGCCAAAAUUAAAUAACAA